AUGAAUACGGCAUCAGUGUACAUAUUAUUAGUCAUCAGGAUUAUCCUAGUGCCGGGGUCUGGAGAGAAUGUGGGCGGAGAGGGUAGGGAAGAGAUGAAGGCUAUCGAGAAGGAGGCGGAAGUAGCCGCGACGAGGGGGCCCUAUUUCGAUACCACGUUUUCCAAAAAUGAGACUGCACUCGUCGGCCGCAACGCCUUCCUCUACUGCAGGGUCCGCAACCUCGGCAACAGAACAGUCAGUCAACUUCUUUUAUUCUUGCAUGCUAACUAG
Messenger RNA from Nezara viridula (southern green stink bug), 270 nucleotides. The record is from the annotation of a GenBank genome assembly. Lineage: Eukaryota; Metazoa; Arthropoda; Insecta; Hemiptera; Pentatomidae.